UGGGACUUAGGACGGGUCUUCCUAAGGCAGCCCGGUCAGGCGGCGACCGUAGAGGCGUCUGCCGCAGGUUAAGGGUGAGGGUCCUGUAGCCGGAGGUGGCGGCGAAUCCAGAACAGCUUGGCCUUACAAGUGACGCCUUAGAAGGCGUCACUCGCGGUUUCAAGUGCCCGCGCUGGGGCAGUGCCUGACCCUCACUCCAGUUGGCGGAGGAGAAGGAAGGGACCGGGCCGGGUCCCCUCCCCUCGCGCCCCGGAUGGAUGUGCCCGGCCCGGUGUCCCGGCGGGCCGCGGCAGCGGCGGCGGCCACUGUGCUCCUGCGCACCGCUCGGGUCCCUCGCGAGUGCUGGUUUUUGCCCACCUCGCUGCUCUGCGCCUACGGCUUCUUCGCCAGUCUCAGGCCGUCCGAGCCUUUCCUGACCCCGUACCUCCUGGGGCCGGACAAGAACCUGACCGAGAGGGAGGUCUUCAAUGAAAUUUAUCCAGUAUGGACUUACUCUUACCUGGUGCUGCUGUUUCCUGUGUUCCUUGCCACAGACUACCUCCGUUAUAAACCUGUUGUCCUACUGCAGGGGCUUAGCCUUAUUGUUACAUGGUUUAUGCUGCUCUAUGCCCAGGGACUGUUGGCCAUUCAAUUCCUAGAAUUUUUUUAUGGCAUUGCCACAGCCACUGAAAUUGCCUAUUACUCUUACAUCUACAGUGUAGUAGACCUGGGCAUGUACCAGAAAGUCACAAGUUACUGUCGAAGUGCCACUUUGGUGGGCUUUACAGUGGGCUCUGUCCUGGGGCAAAUCCUUGUCUCAGUGGCAGGCUGGUCCCUGUUCAGCCUGAAUGUCAUCUCUCUUACCUGUGUUUCAGUGGCUUUUGCUGUGGCCUGGUUUUUACCUAUGCCACAGAAGAGCCUCUUCUUUCACCACAUCGCUUCUACCUGCCAGAGAGUGAAUGGCAUCAAGGUACAAAAUGGUGGCAUUGUUACCGACACCACAGCUUCCAACCACCUUCCUGGAUGGGAGGAUAUUGAGUCAAAAAUCCCUCUAAAUAUGGAGGAGCCUCCCAUGGAGGAACCGGAACCCAAGCCAGACCGUCUCCUUGUGUUGAAAGUACUGUGGAAUGAUUUCCUGAUAUGCUACUCCUCUCGCCCUCUACUCUGUUGGUCUGUGUGGUGGGCCCUGUCUACCUGUGGCUAUUUUCAAGUUGUGAACUACACACAGGGCCUGUGGGAGAAAGUGAUGCCUUCCCGCUAUGCUGCUAUCUAUAAUGGCGGUGUAGAGGCCGUCUCAACCUUACUGGGUGCUGUUGCUGUGUUUGCUGUUGGUUACAUAAAAAUAUCCUGGUCAACUUGGGGAGAAAUGAUGUUAUCUCUCUUUUCUCUCCUGAUUGCUGCUGCAGUGUAUAUCAUGGACACUGUGGGUAACAUUUGGGUGUGCUAUGCAUCCUAUGUUGUCUUCAGAAUCAUCUACAUGUUACUCAUCACGAUAGCAACUUUUCAAAUUGCUGCAAACCUCAGCAUGGAACGCUAUGCCCUAGUAUUUGGCGUAAAUACCUUCAUUGCCCUGGCACUGCAGACGCUGCUCACUCUAAUUGUGGUAGAUGCCAGUGGCCUUGGAUUAGAAAUUACCACUCAGUUCUUGAUUUAUGCUGGUUAUUUUGCACUGAUUGCUGUGGUUUUCCUGGCCAAUGGUACAGUCAGUAUUAUGAAGAAAUACAGAAAGCCGGAAGAUCCAGAAUCAAGUUCUCAAGUAACCACUUCGUAAUACACUGCUGAAGGGCUUCUUCUUAUACCAAGAACUCUGCACAGCAGCUGCCUGGAUGUAUUUGAUUUUUAAAAAUGUAGACAUAUAUUUAUGAAUGUGCAUUUCAUGACUUCAAAGCAGCCACUUGGACUAAUACCUUGUGUUCCUGGAGUAACAUGAUAACUAUUCAUAGGACCAGAAAAGUUUAUUUCAUGGAUUAUUUAUGACAGCUAAUUUAAGGAUGACUUUUUUUUGAUUCAGAAGUGAACUUGAUUUUAAAAACCAAGCAGUCAAGAGCAAUCAAGCAGCACAGGGCAUUGUAUACUUUAUUAGCAAGUGAGUUUGAUGUUUUGUAGGUCACAUGUCUGUAUCUACUUAGCCAGAUGUUUGGCCUGGUGGGACCAGGGCUUCACAGAGGCCACAAAAUGUUACAAGUCACGAUGGAUGGAAAUGUGUUCUAACAGCAUCUGCCUCUAUUCAGUUCUUAUUUCUGUGUUACUCGUGGACAUUGGUGUUUCUAUCACUGGCAAUAUUUGCUCUGGUUUAGUGUUCUGUCUUUUAAGGUGUACGUGUCAUUUCUAAUUUUAAGUUAUUUAAAAAAAAAUCAUUGUAUGAAUGUUUUUGGUUCCCAUUGUGACAAUUAUGUAUUUGUGUAGCAUUUGUUUAGAAGUAUAUUUUUGCAUUAUUCAUAUGCUUCCCAGAGAAGCUCAUUUAGUUACAAAAUAAGGCAAGUUUUGAAGCCUGAUAAAUGAAGAGACCUAAGAAAGCUUAAGGUGGGUUUGCUUGUCUUUAAAUCUUCAGUAUGAAGGGCUAUUAAUUCCAAGAUGAAAAGUUCAUAGUGGGCUAAAUAUAGAAGUAGCCCAUUUGUAUUUGCAUUCUCUUUUAUUUCCAAAAUAAAAUGAAAACUUUUU
Molecule: messenger RNA, 2640 nt
Organism: Sapajus apella (tufted capuchin)
Lineage: Eukaryota; Metazoa; Chordata; Mammalia; Primates; Cebidae
Gene: SLC19A2
Product: solute carrier family 19 member 2
Exons: 6
Coding region: 254-1750 (498 amino acids)
Biological process (GO): vitamin transport; transmembrane transport
Cellular component (GO): plasma membrane
Molecular function (GO): vitamin transmembrane transporter activity
Source: RefSeq, a predicted model, not a curated record